AUGAGCUUCCGAGCGCUUUCCGUCACCAUUAUUAUAGUCUUGCUCAAGCCGAUCGAAGCGGGCAUCAUCGACCACGACCAAGUCGUCCCGUUCCCGCAGUCCCAGCCCACUACCAUCACGAACAAGGCUGCGCUCAAGCUCAAGCCCCGGCUCUUUAUUAACAACGGAUGCCACCUGCACCCCGCUGUGAAUGCGAAUGGUGAUACCAGCGGUGGACUUAAGCCCAAGGGGUCCCCAGAGGGAGGCUGCAGAGGCUCCGGCUCCGGCUCGCAAGUCUACCGGUACGGCCGAUCCACCUGGUACAAUGGGGUCUGGGCCAUCAUGUACGCCUGGUACUUCCCCAAGGACGAGCCGACUGACUUCGACGGCCACCGCCACGACUGGGAGCAUGUGAUCGUGCGAAUCAACAACCCCGUUCUCGAGAACCCGACCAUCCUAGCCAUGACGCCGUCGGCCCACAGCGGAUACUCGACGUAUGCGCCCCCUCCCGCAGAUAUGGUAUCAGGCACAAGCUGCAAGGUCGAGUACACGUCCAGUUGGAUCUUCAUUGACCACCACCUCGAAGGAACGUCGACCGCAGGCGAGACUCAGGACUUGAUCAUGUGGUCCGACCUGACUGACGCCGCUCGCUAUGCGCUGAGCACGACCAACUUCGGCAAGGCCGACACCCCGAUGAAUAACGGCACUUUCAACUGGAAGCUCUCGAAGGCGUGGCCUUGGCCAUAA
Molecule: messenger RNA, 726 nt
Organism: Phytophthora sojae
Lineage: Eukaryota; Oomycota; Peronosporomycetes; Peronosporales; Peronosporaceae
Product: necrosis inducing-like protein NPP1 type
Exons: 1
Coding region: 1-726 (241 amino acids)
Source: RefSeq, a predicted model, not a curated record